This is a messenger RNA of Grosmannia clavigera kw1407, 1224 nucleotides long. RefSeq names its product pi31 proteasome regulator. NCBI's taxonomy places the organism in Eukaryota, Fungi, Ascomycota, Sordariomycetes, Ophiostomatales, Ophiostomataceae. Bases 1 to 1224 code for a protein of 407 amino acids. The transcript has a single exon. Gene Ontology annotation, molecular function: endopeptidase inhibitor activity; proteasome binding. The record is from RefSeq and is a predicted model, not a curated record. Gene Ontology annotation, biological process: proteasome-mediated ubiquitin-dependent protein catabolic process.
AUGGCACCCGGCGGUCCACUCAGUCCCGAUGCCUUGCUGCAGGCCAUGGUGGCCGCUCUGCCUAGCAGCCGUUCGGCUUCCCAUACCAGCGAUCCUGACAGCACAGACGCAGCUACAACCACGACGAGCAACGGUCCGGAUCUAUCGAGCCCGUACGAGGCCCUCGCGCUCUUCGCUCACGCCUGCAUGACCCAGCUGGGCUUCCGCCUGGUCGGCUUUGAGGAGGACCGGGUCGAGACGUUUCCCGACGCGCCGCGGCUGCUGGCGCGCUGGAACCGCCAGCCGACGUCGCUCUCGUUUGUCUACGCCCACGCGCAGUCGGCGCUGACCUUUGUCGUGCGCGUCGACCGCAUGGGCGCCAAGGUCGAGAUCCGCGGCCUCGCCACGGGCGCCGAGCGCAUCCAGCGCAUCGAGCUGGUCGUGCAGGACCACAUCGCCACCAGCGAGCUGCCCUGGACGCGAGAAAGCAGCAACAGCAGCAACGAUACCGACACAGAGAGGCUGGCUCGGCUCUUUUUUAGCCGCGACCGCAUGGCCCAGCUGGCCGCCCGAUUCCAGACCGACAUCGUGCAGAAGCUGGUGCCCGGCCUGCACAAAGACGGCUACGAGGAGACGGCCGACGACCGGGAAGCCCGCGAGGACGCCGAGCAGACCGGCCAUCGAGCAGGCGGGCCAGUACCAGCUCUCGGCCAGCCACGGCAGCCUCCGAUCAACCCGUACCAGCCCAACCCGCUGCUGGACCCGCUGGCAGCUCCCCGACGGCCCGCCGUCCCUGCCGGCGACUUUGCGCCGCCCGGCUUCGAGGACGAGUACGAGAUCCAGCGACCGCCGCGUGGAAGUGGCGGCUUAACGGCCGGCGGCAUCCAGCCGCCCAGCAUCGGACAGGACGACCUGCACCCACCCGGACUCGGACCCCACGAUCCGCUGCGGCCGUUUCUGGGCGGCCUCGGCCGUGGAGGAGGAGGUCUGCGGCAGCCCGGCGUCGGCGGCUUCGGAGGCAUGCAUCCCACCUUUGAUGAUCCCCUGUUUGGCGGCCAGAGAGGCGGCGAUGGCGACGGCGACGGGUUCGACCUCCAGAUUCCGCCUGGCGCACGCUACGACGAUCCCACCGGCGGCGUCGGCGGACUGGGGCCGCGAUUUGGCGGUGGGCGACGGUCAGGCGGCCGGGGAUACAAUCCGUAUGGCGGCGGUGGAUUUGGCGGUGGAUUUGGGGAUAUCAUCUAG